AUGGCGGACGAAGAUGGCGCGUCACCCCGCGAGCUGAUCCUCGAAGCCUGCCGCCGCAACAACACGGACCUCCUCGAAGAAACCAUCGCAGGCCUGGCAUCCUCUGCAACGAAAGCCGGGAAGGAGCCCGCUGCGCACGUGGCGCAGGUGCUGAACGCGGCGCGAGACGGCAUGGGGAACGGGUGUUUGCAUGUCGCGGCUACGUAUGGGAGUUACGAAAUCCUCGACAUCCUGCUCGACCAAGAAGGCCUCGAGAUCGAGCUGACAGACCGCAUGGAAUCGGACACGCCGCUGCACAAAGCCGCGCGCUAUGCCAACUCGCUCAGCCAAGCCGACUGGCCCGCCGCCAUGCCCAUAGUCGACAUCCUGCUCGACGCCGGCUGCGAUCCUAGGAUACGGAACAAGGCGAAGCUGAAGCCGAUCGAGCUGGUCGAUCCGCGCAAUACCGAGCUGCGGGAUAUGCUGCGCAAGGGCGAGUUUGCCAUGAUGAUGGGUGGGGAUGUGGUGGAGGAGGAUGAGGGCGCGGGCGGGAGUGCGAGUGACAGCGAGUAG
This is a messenger RNA of Ascochyta rabiei, 552 nucleotides long. RefSeq lists its product as uncharacterized. NCBI's taxonomy places the organism in Eukaryota, Fungi, Ascomycota, Dothideomycetes, Pleosporales, Didymellaceae. Gene Ontology annotation, molecular function: protein binding. The record is from RefSeq and is a predicted model, not a curated record. The transcript is spliced from 3 exons. The coding region runs from base 1 to 552 and encodes 183 amino acids.